This is a messenger RNA of Penicillium diatomitis, 3456 nucleotides long. RefSeq lists its product as uncharacterized. NCBI's taxonomy places the organism in Eukaryota, Fungi, Ascomycota, Eurotiomycetes, Eurotiales, Aspergillaceae. Gene Ontology annotation, biological process: chromatin remodeling. Gene Ontology annotation, cellular component: cytoplasm. The record is from RefSeq and is a predicted model, not a curated record. The transcript is spliced from 2 exons. The coding region runs from base 1 to 3456 and encodes 1151 amino acids.
AUGGCCGACGCAAGACAGGAAUCUUUCAAGCUCCUGCGUGAGCCGUGCGUUGAGCUGAGUUCAGUGGGGUUGCGUUUUCGUGGCGGGCAUGCUUCUGCGGCGGAAGUGCUUAGAGCAGUCACUCCUCUUUACCGCAUCUUGCAAGAUCUGGCAUCGAAGAAUGCUCUGGAUAGAAAGCUAGCAGAAUACGCUUUCUUCCCUCUCUCACAUAUCUUCAAUGAGACACAACGACUUCCAGCGAGAUGUCUCGAAAUCACUGUACAGUGUUUGCACAUCCUAAUUGCAGAUGGCUGGCGCGAGCAGUUAUCCCCAGCGUUGGCCAAGCAGCUGAUCAUCCUCUUGACACUUAUUGUUGGGGGAUCGCCAAGUAACUCCUCUGGGCAGUCAGCCAAGGCACAGGUCGCAGAAGAGCUCUCUGUAGCUUGUUUUGACUGCCUCCGUGAGGUUUUUGAUCAAGUUCGCGGUCCAGUUGCCGAUGAGACCAUCUUUCAUGAGAUUGGCACGGCGACGGUUGUCGAUCAGACAGUGUACCUGCUCCUCGAAGCAGUUGUGGACGAUAAGUCUGACGCCCUUUGUAUUUCGAGUGCCAAGUCGCUGAAAUCUCUGUAUGCUCGCAUAACCGAUCGUGUGGUGCUGGCGAGCAUCAUGCCGCGUACCGUCUCAGCCCUGGCGAAGGUCAUUCGUCCCACUACACAGAGUCGGCGCUCUUACAGACUGUUGCAGACAUGCCUGGAAAUCCUGCAGCAAAUGAUAAGAGCAGUUCUCAGCGAUAACGUGGUUGAAAACACAGCGGUUGUCUCUGCCAACGUUGGCGAGAGUGAUAAAUUGACCCUCGAUGCUUCGUGGCUAAAGGCGACGACCACGCAAAUCAAGCUGGCCCUUGUGAAUGUCAGUCAAGUUCGUCGACAUUCAAGGCUCGAAGUACAGGAAGCACUUCUGAACCUAUGCACUAUGGUCAUCGAAGAUUGUCAGUCCACUCUCAAGGAUGCUGUGCCCAUGAUGGUGGAAACCAUCGUAGUGCUGGCGGGUGUUGACGAGACUUAUUCAAACCAAGCUUCCGUGACUAUUCUGCACCUUGCCACUGCGUAUGCUAUCGUGCUCGAUUCUUUGAAGGAGUCACUAUACACGUGGCUUACAUCCUUUCCAAGAAUCAUGCAAAGCAGUGACGAAACAGCAAAACAAUGGGGUAUCCGUCAAAUAUCCACGGUCUUCAAAAUUCUCUCACAGCUCCAAUGCGGCUCAGUGAUUCUGUCAGGAAGUCUCGCCUCUGGAUUGUGUGAUAGUAUGAGCGCUGUCGUCAAACACACCGAAAGCUCUGUGCAGCCAGUCUCGGCAUCGGCUGGCUUACAGUGGGACGUUAUUGUCUCCGAGUCUCGGUCAAGAGAGUUUCCAUCCAUUUUGUUGGAACAUCAGAGCCAGCAACAAACUUUGAAAGACAUGUUGCUUCUUGUUCAUCAAUUGAAUCGCUCUGAAUCAGGAAAUGAAAUCACCAGGUCAAUCAUCAAUCGCUUGCAUGCUGGUCCGCAAAACUCAUCCUUGGCCCCCUUCUGGUUAGCGUUGAACGCGCUCCGCGCGCAGAGCCAACACUCCGCUGAGUUUGAUGAUUUCAUCGUUGAUGAUAGUACGGAGAAGUUCUCCUCCCUAGCCAGCCGGAACAGCAUGAUCGAAGAACUCUACUUCUCAUCCUUAACCAUCCUCAAUGAAUUCCCUGCCGAUGUAUCCUCAGAUUGGCGAUUGGCGGCUUUAGCACUAGAGGCAGUUGCACUGCAGGCGAAACAACAGGGAGAAGCGUUUAGGCCGGAACUCAUUGAUGCCCUAUACCCUACACUCCAUCUCCUCGCAUCCAAUAAUAAAGAGCUUCAGCGACACGCUAUGAUCUGUCUCAAUGUCCUCACCCAGGCUUGCAACUAUACCGACACGAGUACUAUGAUCGUUGAGAACGUCGAUUACCUGGUGAACUCUGUUGCUCUCAAGCUCAAUACAUUUGACGUGUCACCAUAUCCGCCUCAGGUGCUGUUCAUGAUGGUCAAGCUGUGUGGUGCCAAGCUGGUCCCGUAUCUGGACGAUCUUGUUGACUCCAUCUUUGGCAUAUUGGACAUGUACCACGGCUAUCCAAAGCUCGUCGAGAUAAUGUUCAAAACGUUGGCUGCAAUUGUUGAGGAAGGGACCAGAAAGCCUUCCCUGCUAACAAUCGACAAUGGCCGUGAAAUGGGGCCUCACGAGAGUCGCAAACUCCAGUAUCAGAAUUUGGCUCUAGCAACUGUCGCGAAAGAUAUCGCCAAGCGUAAAUCGAGGCGCGCUGAACUUGCUGAAGCUGACGAGGAGGUUGAUGGUAUCAUUUCUCACCCACAAAAACCUUGGUCUGAAACCUACGACAAGCCAAAGCCCGAACCUGAAACAAUCGAGGAACUGUUGAAUCAAGCUGAAUCUGACGAGCCAUUACCGCCUCCAUCAGAACCUGAGGAAGCCGAGAAACCGCUCAGCAAAACGCAUAAUCUUCUUCUUCAUAUUGUGAAAUCCAUCCCGUCGCACAUCUCCUCACCUUCGCCCCACCUUCGGCGAUCGCUGCUGUCGAUGCUAAUAAAGUCGCUUCCUACACUGUCUCAAAACGAGAAUAGUUUCCUCCCUCUCAUAAACGAUCUAUGGCAUUCAGUGGCUUCCCGGGUCAUUUUCCCAUCUUCCCCGUCUACGAUGUCUUCCCAUCUUUCAACCGACAAAAGUCUUUCCUCAGCGGAAUUCAAAGGCUUUACCACCCUCUCGGACUCAUCCGAGUCUCACGAAGAGAUAUUUGUCAUGACAGCUGCCUGUCAAACGAUCGAAGCUAUGUGCAUUGGUGCGGGCGACUUCAUGGCGACACGGGUUGAAACGGAGUUCCCACGUUGGGUUCGUCUGUACACGCGAAUCUGGAGUCAAGUCAAACGCGAUGCCCAGGCAGCGAACGAACGGAGAGCCCGACAUCAGAAAACACCCAAGGGCGCAAUUAACAUCUCUGAAACGACACACUUCAUAGGAAACACAUCCAAUCAAGCCCUUGUUCUAAACCCUUCUCUUGCCAUUUCCUCCUUCGAAUCAGGCUCGCGCUCUUACGCCUCACACUUUACCCUUUGGAGGUCUUUGAUCUCUUUGUUUGUCACCAUUCUUUCUCAUGUGCGAUUACCAUUGGAAGCAGGUGAUCAGAUCUGUGAAUUGCUGGGAUCAUGGGUUGGACUCUAUGUGGGACCGGACUUCUACCUACGGGGUGAUAAGUUAGGUGUUGAGGGAUCCGCUGGUGCAGACAAGGAAGUGGUCGAAUCCAUUGAUCGAGUCGUCUCCGCGAUGAAUACUUGGAAUGCUGACUUGACCUGGUUCAUCAUGGCUGCUCAGAGACAAAAGUCUGGCCCACCCCGUGCUUUACAAGAAGUGCACACGGUCGAGGUUGAAGGCGAAGCAUAUCGAUUUGCUGCCUUUGUGACAUAG